UUGUCUGUUUCCUAACGCCUUAUGGUGCAGCUCAAACCAAGUAUUAUCCGCCGUGGAGUCUAUUCAAUGGACAUCUACAGACGAUCAAAUUUGCAAACGACGAAUGUGGACCCACGAUCAACUACAAACGUCAGCUUUUGGACAUGCCCGACGGCGGAGUUGUGUCACUCGAUUGGGCGCUUCUGCCUGGACACUUACCAACCAGUAAAGAUAGCAAUGGGUGGGUUGAAGGUGUGGAUCCAACGCGACGUACAGUGCUGUUGUUGCCUGGUCUUACAGGAGGCAGCCCAGCGAAUUAUAUUCGCUUCACAGUUGCCAAACUGCACGAAAUCGGCUGGCAGUGCGUCGUUCUGAACGCGCGUGGAUGUGCCAACACCCCUGUGAAGACUGCGCAACUCUACUGCACAGCCUACACUGAAGAUCUGCGCUUCGUGUUGCAAGAAUUGGUCAAGAAAUACGACUUUGGACGGGAAGCCUUCGUCGGUGUUGGGUUCUCGAUGGGCUCGAAUGUGCUGGUUAAAUAUUUGGGUGAAGAAGGAGAUCAAACACCGUUGACUGGAGCUGUCUCGGUUGGAAAUCCCUUCAACCUGAUCAAAGUAUCGGAGAACCUGUCUAGUACAUGGUUCAAUCGAUUCAUGUACGACAAGGCUCUCAACCAAAGCAUGAAGGCGCUCUUCUUCGAAAAGAGUAAUGCUGCCGAGAGGUUUGAAGGUUAUCCAGGUCUAGACAUGGAAGCGGUUAGAGCUUCACGCACUGUGCGUGAAUUCGACGACACCCUUACCAGUGUGUUAUUCAAGUACAAGAAUGCUGACCAUUUCUACGAAGACGCGUCGUCCGACAAGAAGCUUCGUGCUGUCAAGGUGCCGCUGCUGUGUAUCAACGCUGAGGACGAUCCUAUCAGUGUACGCACAGCCUUACCAUCCCGGGCUCUGAUAGAGUCCAGUCCGAAUGUGAUUCUGUGCACUACAAAGUCUGGUGGACACUUGGCAUACUACGAGAGCUCACUUAGUGACAAGGAGGAACAGAGCUCAACGAUGUGGAGUGCCAAGCCUAUUGCUGAGUUUGCAGAGGCAGUGCGUCUAGCCAAGACGGCGACUUGAGGAGCCUAGCAGACCAGGAGUAACUCAAAACUUGGUUAAAUAUUAAUCAAAAUUCACGAUAAGGAAAGCUAAUACUGCAACACCA
Phytophthora nicotianae INRA-310 is the source of this 1185-nucleotide messenger RNA. RefSeq lists its product as hypothetical. Gene Ontology annotation, molecular function: monoacylglycerol lipase activity; short-chain carboxylesterase activity. The record is from RefSeq and is a predicted model, not a curated record. NCBI's taxonomy places the organism in Eukaryota, Oomycota, Peronosporomycetes, Peronosporales, Peronosporaceae. The coding region runs from base 144 to 1100 and encodes 318 amino acids. The transcript has 2 exons.